UCUCACAUGACGUACAUCAACGCAUGUCCUCAAAAUUUAAACUACUUCUCGCCUCCAAGCUUGCAUGACUCGAACGGUGAAGGUGGCUGUUAUUGGCAGCGGCCUUGCUGGUUUGACAGCGGGUUAUUCCCUUUCCACCAGUGGAUCACUAGCCUGCCAUGAUCUACAGUUCGAAAUACAUGUUUUUGAAAAGUCCUCGACGUUAGGGAUGGAUUCCUCCUCGAUAUCGAUUCCAGUUCCAGGAAAUGAGAACGAGUGGAGGGUAGAUGUCCCAAUGCGGUCGUUCCAAGGGGGUGUGUACUCGGCCAGUUGCCCCACCGUUAUCGUACUCGACAACAAGUUAUUACAGGUUAUUACCCUCAACUAAUCGCCUUGUACAAGCAUCUCGGUGUCAAAUUUAGGAAGACCGAUUUCUCUUAUUCGUUUUCAUCCAUCUCUGGUGUUCCCAAAACGAAAGGCAGAAGAAUAACAGCUUCAAUGAUUUAUAAUGGUCGGUCAGGGCUUGCUGGAGUUAGCAUGACUUCCGCGAUGCGUUCUCAGUACGAGAAUGCACCUUUUAUUCUUCGACCAUUUACACGACUUUGGACUACCGUGAUUUUUGCUCUGGAGGCCUUUCGUCUUUUGCUGUGUUACCUGUGGUUAUUGGUGCUAUCAAUCCCUAUAUUCCGCUUCUCAAACACUGCCCACAUGGCUUAUUCGACCUGGGCUAAACGGAGUGUUCCAGCGGGGUUCAUUGCACGAGGACUUGGACUCGAUCUGGCAUGGGAAAACUUCACGAACGAAGUAUUAUUAGCUUUAUUUUCCGGUCUAUGCACCUGUUCCUUCGAUGAUGUGCUACGCCAUCCGGUAGAGGAACUUUUAGACUACGUCUGGUUGACUCUCGGUACUCACCAUUAUGCAGCCAAGGACGGCGUUCGAGAUAUCGUCUCAAGGUUGUCGUCCCCGAUUCAACAUAUACAUCUUUCAUCACCGAUUUCUAGCCUCCGACCUGACCCGAGCAAUCCCAGUCUGGCCGCGAUACAUAGUCUAACUGACGAAGGCGAAAAGAUCCACUCAGGCUUUCACCAUGUCAUCAUAGCCACACAAGGCAACAACGCCGUCCCCAUUCUCGAAUCCUAUGCUUUGUCUUUAUCUUCGGAUACCCCCAAACGUCACGUCCUACUUCUCCAGCGAUUAAUCGAAUGUACACGAAAGGUUAAUUACAGGACAUCUGUCGUGAUUAACCAUACAGAUGGUUCACCGGUGCCGGACGAUCAUAGGGAUAGACGAGAUUUGAAUUUCAUUUCUCCCGACCUUGACUUCGCUGCAUCUAGUAGUAGUGAUGUGAAGGACGGAAAAUGGACCCGAUGUUUACCCCCGACCUGUACGAUGACGACACAUUGCUUGCCUCGUCCCUCAGGCUUCCCUCACCAUCUCCCUCCUAUAUACCAGACAACAAAUCCCAUCGUGGAAAUGAGAGAGGAAAGGAUACUCAGUGAAUCCAGAUUGCAACGUGCCGUGCUGUCGAUGGAUUUCAAACAAGCUCUCCGUGGAAUUCAUUUAGAACCUGGAAGACGGUGGUGGCAGUGUGCGGGCCAAGCGAACGGUCAGCUUGGGCCGUUACAAGGGGCUGGGAGGUUGGAGGAUAGUUCGUCGCCCGGAAUAUGGUUGUGUGGCUCGUACGCGUCUUCUGGGAUACCAUUGCUGGAAGGCUGUGUUACCAGUGCCAGGAAUGUUGUGAAACAAGGUAUCUGCGCAAGUGAAAAGGUCGAAUUACGGAUUCCUUGGUAACGUCCUGUAUCGUAUUUUUUUUUUUUUGGGUGUGCAUGUUCUGGUCCACACACAAAAAUCGUCAAAGAUUCCCAGCUAU
This is a messenger RNA of Marasmius oreades (fairy-ring Marasmius), 1849 nucleotides long. RefSeq lists its product as uncharacterized. The coding region runs from base 478 to 1770 and encodes 430 amino acids. NCBI's taxonomy places the organism in Eukaryota, Fungi, Basidiomycota, Agaricomycetes, Agaricales, Marasmiaceae. The record is from RefSeq and is a predicted model, not a curated record. The transcript has 3 exons. Gene Ontology annotation, molecular function: oxidoreductase activity.